This is a messenger RNA of Passer domesticus (house sparrow), 962 nucleotides long. RefSeq names its product proteasome 20S subunit beta 7 (gene PSMB7). Gene Ontology annotation, molecular function: threonine-type endopeptidase activity. Gene Ontology annotation, cellular component: proteasome core complex. Bases 85 to 918 code for a protein of 277 amino acids. The record is from RefSeq and is a predicted model, not a curated record. Lineage: Eukaryota; Metazoa; Chordata; Aves; Passeriformes; Passeridae. The transcript is spliced from 8 exons.
UCUCGGCCCCGCCCCUCCCUCCGCGCGGCCCCGCCGCCAUUUCGCUGCCCCGGAAGCGCUCGCGCCCCCCGUGCCCGGCGGAACAUGGCGGCCGUGUCGGUGCUGCGCGCGCCCGCCGGCGGCUUCAGCUUCGACAACUGCGCUCGGAACUCGCUCCUGGAGGCCGAGCUGGUGCAGAAGGGGCUGCGGGUGCCCGCGCCGCGCAAGACCGGCACCACCAUCGCCGGCGUCAUCUUCAAGGAUGGCGUCGUCCUGGGAGCGGACACCCGAGCCACGGAGGGCAUGGUCGUUGCUGACAAGAACUGCUCGAAAAUACACUUCAUUUCCCCGAAUAUCUACUGCUGCGGGGCGGGCACAGCUGCAGACACUGAGAUGACGACUCAGCUGAUCUCCUCCAACCUGGAGCUGCACUCCCUGUCCACGGGACGGCUCCCUCGGGUGGUCACUGCCAACAGAAUGCUCAAGCAGAUGCUCUUCAGGUACCAGGGCUACAUCGGGGCCGCGCUGGUGCUGGGGGGCGUGGACGUGACGGGCCCCCACCUGUACAGCAUCCACCCGCACGGCUCCACCGACAAGCUGCCCUACGUCACCAUGGGUUCUGGAUCGCUCGCGGCCAUGGCAGUGUUUGAAGAUAAAUACAAACCCGACAUGGAGGAGGAGGAGGCCAAGCAGCUGGUGCGCGACGCCAUCGCGGCCGGCAUCUACAACGACCUGGGCUCGGGCAGCAACGUCGACGUCUGCGUCAUCAGCAAGAGCAGGCUGGACUUCCUGCGGCCCUACGACGUGGCCAACAGGAAGGGGGACAGGUUUGGUAGGUACAAGUGUGAAAAAGGAACAACUGCUGUUCUCACAGAGAAUGUGGCACACCUGGAGCUCGAGGUGGUGGAUGAGACCGUGCAGACCAUGGACACAUCCUGAGCCCUGGGGGUGCUCUGAGAGCAGAAUAAAGAGGCUCUGCCCAA